This is a messenger RNA of Cucurbitaria berberidis CBS 394.84, 2238 nucleotides long. RefSeq lists its product as uncharacterized. The record is from RefSeq and is a predicted model, not a curated record. The transcript has a single exon. NCBI's taxonomy places the organism in Eukaryota, Fungi, Ascomycota, Dothideomycetes, Pleosporales, Cucurbitariaceae. The coding region runs from base 450 to 1859 and encodes 469 amino acids. Gene Ontology annotation, molecular function: protein binding.
AUUUACCCGCGCAGUCCAACAGACGACAGAAGAUUGUACCGUACAUCAUAAUGAUAUGCAACACUGUAAGUUCUCGGUACGCGGGGUGAUGAAGUCUGAUAGGCCAAAUUUGGCUAGCUUCACCUGUCCAUAGUUAGUUGUUCUUCUCUACGAUUUGUGUCGGCAUAGAGUAGGAAGAUGCAAUUGUCUUAGCAUCUAUUGCCUCGGGCGCGCAUUCUUUUUAGAGAUACGUUUGGUAGGCGCUUUGAAAAUCCUCUUAAAAAGAUCUCACCUGCACUUUCACAGAACCGGUGAUAGCUCAACUAGGGCCUAGGCACUUUGUAAAUCCUCUUUCACUCUGAACUUACUAGGAAGUGUCUUGGCAUUGCGGCAUAUCGACGUGUACAGUUCUCGAUACUCUCCACUCCAACUUUGGGAAAAGUCUCUCUCAGACCAACAGAAGGACCACGAUGAGCAACUAUGACGACCUUCCCAGCGAACUCAAGCGCCAGGUUGCUUUCUACCUCUCGUCCAAGGACCUUGCUGCGCUCAGUUGUGUCAACAAAUCGCAGGCUGCCGUCGCUCAAGAUCAGCUCUACUACGCGCCUGAGAUUCUCAAGCCAGACGAAGGCUACCGCUUGAUGCUGCUGCUGCGCACCCUAUUCGCCCGCCCGCAGCUCAUGCAGAAGACUCACUCGCUUUCAAUCGCUGUCGUCGACUGCUCUAUGCCCUUCGGCCCGGAAUCAUCUCUCAAGGUCACAGAAGAGCACCGCCAUUUUUGGGACGACUCUGAAGAUAGUCCUUGGUGCCCAGACUAUCACGACAUCCAAGCGAAGCUGAUCCAUCAGCUCAGCAAGCAUGGUGUGACAGAACUGUCCAAUCCUGAAUGGAUUCAAAAGAUUCAGAAGUGGUACACGGCACCCUUCUACGGUGGCCUCCUUACGAUUCUACCAAACCUGGAGCAUCUUUCACUUUCAUGCUACGUCAAGCCGGUCACAGAACCAGUGAUAGCUCAAAUAAGGCGUUGGGGUUUAGGAAGUCCUUUCUCGAAUGACAUCAAGCGGGUCCGACCGCCAUGCCGCAUAGCGGAGGGGAGAAACGACGGAUUCCCAAACAAUUUGUUUGGGCUCUCAAAGGAUGAAGAUCUAGACUCAACGGUGAGCCAGCAUUUCAAGCUCAAAAUGCUCGAUCUGGUGAGCGGAUACCUCUCGCGGCCCUUUUGGCAGUUCUAUGGCUUGCAGUGUAUCAAGCUCUCCUCGCAGUCAGCAAUUGCCUGUGGACCAUUCCCAACGCGUCUAGAAAUCUGCCUCACCCAUGGCUUCAAUGACUGGUCGUUGGCCGAGCUAGGACUAUAUCUCCGUUCGGGAUCAUUAUUAAAGCAUAUCAAGAUACGGUUCGAGCCUCUUCCUGACGAGAAAGGGGGUAUACACCCGAAUGUGAGAUUCUGGCAUUUCUCCAACUUACUCAAGACCAUGGAAGCGUCAGCGUCUACAUUGGAAACACUGGCUCUUGUGCCUACCGACUACGCCAAGAUGGAUAUCUUCAGGUACAUUGACCAAGACCUCUGUUUUUGGAGAUUCACUCAGCUCCGCAAGCUGACUCUACCCUCGCAAUGGUCUUCGCAAUCCAAGGUGGGAAAACUACCCCCGAACAUCGAGGAGUUGAAGCUUCUGUUCACCCACCCGAUGGCCUCCCAACUCGCGGAUGAUAUCGUCAACCAUAAGCUUGAGUUUGGGAAACUUUGCCGCCUCGACCUUGUCUUUCAAGGGGAGAGCGAUGUUGCAGUCGAAGAAUCGUUCUGGGCGAAGUUCAAGGACAACAGGAUCAGCGUGUACGUAUGGGUACGAGAGCAUUCGUUGUUUGCAGCGAGGCCCGCGUAGGAAGGGGGCAGUUCCCUCAGUGCGUAUUGAGGGGUCUAACUAAACACAUUAAGGUGUUGCAAACAUAUGGGAUUAGAUGGCUGAGGAAAUCUCUAUUGCGGUGUGAACUGCAGGCCACCUUAGGCAGUCUACAUAGAAUAGGCAAGAGCUAUGGGGAAGGAAAGCAGUACCAUCACCAUAGGGAAGAUGGCUAUCUGUAAACACAAUGAGAACGAUAUAAAAUUUCGAAGCCCUACUCACUCGUACAAGUUCUCAACCAGCAUAUUCACAUCCCAAUCAUCUACCUCUCCUGCUCUCACCCACUUCAACCACCUGCUCCACAAACCCAUAAACCGCCAUGUGCAUCUCCGUCCCCCCUUCCCCCCACUGCUCCCCCGCA